Phacochoerus africanus (Common warthog) is the source of this 2539-nucleotide messenger RNA. It is a transcript of the gene ETNK2, whose product is annotated as ethanolamine kinase 2. NCBI's taxonomy places the organism in Eukaryota, Metazoa, Chordata, Mammalia, Artiodactyla, Suidae. The record is from RefSeq and is a predicted model, not a curated record. The coding region runs from base 310 to 1470 and encodes 386 amino acids. Gene Ontology annotation, biological process: phosphatidylethanolamine biosynthetic process. Gene Ontology annotation, cellular component: cytoplasm. The transcript is spliced from 8 exons. Gene Ontology annotation, molecular function: ethanolamine kinase activity.
CCAACGCUCCAGGUAGCGGCGGCCGCGGCUGCCCUCUGUGGCGGGAGGCUCACCCCCGCGGCCCUCCGCCCGGGGCGGGGAGGGGGCGUUCCUGCGACCCGCCGCCCGUGAUGUCACAAUCGCGGCUGGCCCUGGCGUUCCCGGGUCGGCUUGGGGCGCCUGGCUGCAGGGCGGCGAUUGAAGCGGGCCGCUGGCUCCCGAGUCAUGGAGUUCCCCUGGCCCCUCCUCUACCACUCCCACUCCCGCGCUGGGCCCCCCCGCGGGGGCUAGCGUCCGCGCGGCGGCUCCGAGGGGGUGGGGCUGCAGGGAAUGGCUGUGCCCCCUUCGGCUCCCCUGCCGUGCUCGCCCUUUUACCUGAGGAGGCAGGCGCCUUGCCCACAGUGCUCAUGGGGCAUGGAGGAGAAGGCGGCGGCCGGCGCGGGCUGCCGGGAGCCGCCGGGCCCCCCGAGGGCGGCCGCCGUCCCAUGCUUUGGCAUAUCCGUGGACCACAACGACAUCCUCCCCGGCGCCCUGCGCCUCAUCCGGGAGCUGCGACCGCAUUGGAAGCCCGAGCAAGUUCGGACCAAGCGCUUCACUGAUGGCAUCACCAACAAGCUGGUGGCCUGCUACGUGGACGAGGACAUGCGGGACUGUGUGCUGGUCCGGGUGUACGGGGAGCGGACGGAGCUGCUGGUGGACCGAGAGAAUGAGGUCAGGAACUUCCAGCUGCUGCGGGCACAUGGCUGCGCCCCCAAACUCUACUGCACCUUCCAGAACGGGCUGUGCUACGAGUACAUGCAGGGCAUGGCCCUGGGGCCUGAGCAUAUCCGUGAGCCCCGGCUCUUCAGGCUCAUCGCCUUAGAAAUGGCAAAGAUUCACACCAUCCACGCCAAUGGCAGCCUGCCCAAGCCCAUCCUCUGGCACAAGAUACACAAUUAUUUCACCCUUGUGAAGAAUGAAAUCAACCCCAGCCUUUCUGCAGAUGUCCCUAAAGUGGAGGUGUUGGAACAGGAGCUGGCCUGGCUGAAGGAGCAUCUGUCCCAGUUGGACUCCCCUGUGGUGUUUUGUCACAAUGACCUGCUCUGCAAGAAUAUCAUCUAUGACAGCACCAAAGGUCAUGUCCGAUUCAUUGACUAUGAAUAUGCCGGCUACAACUACCAAGCUUUUGACAUUGGCAACCAUUUCAAUGAGUUUGCAGGUGUGAAUGAGGUUGAUUACUGCCUGUACCCGUCACGGGAGACCCAGCUGCAGUGGCUGCGCUACUACCUGCAGGCACAGAAGGGGAUGGCUGUGACCCCCAGGGAGGUGGAGAGGCUCUACGUGCAAGUCAACAAGUUUGCCCUGGCGUCUCACUUCUUAUGGGCCCUCUGGGCCCUCAUCCAGAGCCAGUUCUCCACCAUCGACUUCGAUUUCCUCAGGUACGCAGUGAUCCGAUUCAACCAGUAUUUCAAGGUGAAGCCUCAAGUAUCGGCCUUGGAGAUGCCAAAGUGACCAGCUUCCCCCUCCCUCUCCUACCCAUCUGCCUGGCCAGACCCAUCCUCCAGGGCUCAGUUCUGCUCUGGGGUCUGCACCCUUGGACAAGAUGGGAGAAGGGACAGGUGGGUGUCCCAGGAGAAGGCUCUGCCCCUGCUGCCAGCCCCUGGGAUGCUGCUGGUGACCACAUUCUCCUUUGGAGGGGUUGACAGGACCCAGCUCUGGGGAUCGUCUUCACUUAUCAGACUUGGGGUCGGGGGUGGCGGAGGGCCUGCGGCCAGCCAGGACUCUGACCACACCCAUCCUGGGAAGCCCAGCAUUCCUAGCCCGGGGCCAUGCUGGAAUCUGGGCUGCCUUAGAUGUGUCUUUGACCUUGCUGGCCUGGGGAAGGGGGAAGGUGGGAGGGCUCCAUUCUACCUCCAGUGCCCUGAGCCUCCAGCCUGUCUACCCCUGCACGCCCCACGUGGGAGGUGCUGAACUCAAACCAGCAUCCUGCCAGCUCUGACAAAUGGAUGUAGAUAUUUGGGGUAAGGGAAGUCCUAGAAUUAGGUUUGAUGGCUCGCCCAGCAGCCACCUCAUCUGAGAUCCCUGCGUUUCUUCAAAUCAGAUCCAAUCCAAUAACCCCUUCCCAAACCUCAGCCCAAGGACAUGUGCUCUCCUCCAGGCUUGGGUUCUGUCUCUCUGCCACCUGCUGGGAGGGAAGGGAAUAGUGACAUCUUGGGCCACCAAGGGCUGGCUCUGCUUCAUGCUGUGGCUUGGCUGGAGGGAACGUAGCCAGCAGCCUCCUGCCUUGCUCCCUCUCCUUCCCUCCUCAAGUGGGUCCAGGGUCUCGCUGCUGGGAAACAACUCGUGAGAGUUAAACAGCAGAGACAGGGACCGGGGCCAGGGACCUCAGGGGCUUGCCCAGUGUGCGGGAGCCUGGGUGGGAUGGGUUGUGAAGGUGCUGAAGGAGCUGCCACCCCUGACUCCCAAUGGCCUCCACCUCCCUUCUGCCCUCACAGCCUCAUGGGCUUUCCUGCCUCUGACCUAUAAAAUGAUUCAUUUGUAAAUUAUCAUGGUUUUCUGCAUUAAACUGACCAUUUAUGGA